AUGUCAAGUACAUCGCAAAACCAGCAACGCAACCCACAGCUGAAGCCCAUCUCCGUCUCCUCGACAGGUGCAUAUUCAGCUUCGCCAUCGCAGCUCACCCUGUCGUCCGACGCAACCACAGCCUAUCAGCACAAUCCUUACCAACAGCAGCACUACACCUAUGCAUCACCGCACCAACAAGUACCGGGUGGCUUCGCCUUCCCACAACAGACCCACUACUCGCCCCACCCACUGCAAGCACAACAUCAGCUCCCACCACAGCAUCAGCAACAACCACCGCCACAAUCCCUCUCGACCGUCUCACCGACCAUCAGCCGUAAGCGCCGCGCUUCGGAGCUGGGAGGUGGGGAGUCGGCACUCUCGGCCUCCUCAAGCAGUACCUUCACCGGCCCAUCCGGUCUCGUCACUAACGCCUAUGGCGCUCCUCUCGAGCAGAUAGAUUCGGUUCAGGGUGGUCCCGUCAACACUCAAUUGCCGAGUCCUGGUGUCGCGAGGAAGGGCAGGACGAAUACGCCAUGGACGCCUGCCGAAGAGCAGAGGUUGAAGACUAUGCGUGAUGCGGGUAGUAGUUGGAGUGAGAUUGCCAAGACUUUCCCUCUGAGGACGGAGGGGAGUGUGAAGAAGCAUUGGUAUAAGGACAUGCACUACGCCGAGUUCGCGGAAGACGAGAGCGCCACGCUGUUGCAGGCUAUCAAGCACUACGAGAACAACAAGUGGAAGGUCAUCGGACAGAAAGUUGGCAAGCCUGCUAAGGCUUGCGAACAAUUUGCCAAAGAGCAAGGCUGGAAAGUCUAG
Molecule: messenger RNA, 795 nt
Organism: Recurvomyces mirabilis
Lineage: Eukaryota; Fungi; Ascomycota; Dothideomycetes; Mycosphaerellales; Teratosphaeriaceae
Exons: 5
Coding region: 1-795 (264 amino acids)
Source: RefSeq, a predicted model, not a curated record